Pisolithus orientalis is the source of this 1242-nucleotide messenger RNA. RefSeq lists its product as uncharacterized. Gene Ontology annotation, molecular function: protein binding. The record is from RefSeq and is a predicted model, not a curated record. NCBI's taxonomy places the organism in Eukaryota, Fungi, Basidiomycota, Agaricomycetes, Boletales, Pisolithaceae. The annotation marks the transcript as partial. The transcript is spliced from 2 exons.
GGGCAUAUUGGCCAGGAUGUUGCCCUCACCAACUUGGCGAGGGCCCUCCAUGACAUAUUCCAGCAACAUGGGAGAGUCGAUGACGUGGACAACGCGAUCGCUUUGCUUCGUGUUACUUUGAAGCUCCGCCCCUCUGGACAUCCUGACCGGUCUUCAUUGCUCGACUUGCUUGCUGUAUGUCUUUCCGAUAGAUACGGCAGUCAGCGGGUAGUCGCGGACUUGGAAGAAGCUAUCACGCUUGGACGUGCGAUGCUAGAGCUCCGUCCACCAGGCCAUCCCGAUCGUGACAUACCUCUUUACCAUCUCGCUUGUGACCUCUGGGAGAGGUUCCAGAAACAAACUGUGAAACAUGACUUGGACGAGGCGACUGAGCUGCACCGGGCAGCAUUGGAACUCCGUCCCUCUGGACAUCCUGAUCGGUCCUCAUCACUCCACUUGCUUGCUCACUGCCUUUUGAAUAGAUACGAGAAUCAGGGGGUAAUAGCAGACUUGGAAGAAGCUAUCACGCUUGGACGUGCAGCACUAGAACUCCGACCAUCAGGACAUCCUGAUCAUGGCAUAUCUCUUUACAGUCUCGCUUGCGACCUCUGGAUAAGGUUCCAGAAACAAGCUGUGAUACACGACUUGGACGAGGCUAUUGAACUGCACCGGACAGCAUUGGAACUCCGUCCCUCUGGACAGCCUGAUCGGUCUUCAUUGCUCCACUCGCUUGCCCUUUGUCUGUCGAGUAGAUAUGACACUCAGGGUCUAGUCACGGACCUAGAAGAGGCUGUCAUGCUCGGACGUGCCGCAUUAGAGCUCCACCCACCAGGGCAUCCCCAUCGUGGCGCAUCUCUUCGCGUUCUCGCUUACCUCCUCAUGAAAAAGUUUCAGAAACAAUCUAUGAUGCCCGGGUCGGGUGCGGUAAAGCUUCUUCGCCGAGUUGCACUGGUACUCCGUCCGACAAGUUUCGCUGAUGCCGCCUCUUCAUUCCAUGCACUCUCACUUCACCUUUGGGAUAAGUUUCGACAGCAGGCUGCAAUAGCAGACUUGGAUGAAGCUAUUUGUCUUGGCACGUACGUUUUGGAGCUCCGGCCGCCGAAACACCCCAAUCUACGUGCCGUUGGCCAUUACCUCAAGGGCCGAUUUCGAAAUCGACAUGCAAUUGAGGACUUGAACCAAGCGAUCAUGUUGCACAAAUAUUUGCUGCAACUCUGCCCAACUGGGCAUGCCAGUUAUUCCUCGAACCUGCAUGACCUUGCA